AUGGGGGUGACAGGUGCCAAUGGAUUUCCCUGCUGUAGCAAGAAGUCGGUGGACAUUAUCGAUACACAGAGUAAUUUGCCCCAAUACCUGUUUGAGUCCCAACUGGCACAAGAGGAAGAUGAUAUGGAGCUUUCAGAUGUCCCCUUUCAGCUGGAAGCUGAACUGCUAGAACAUGAGACAUCAGCAUCCAAAGUGGACCCAGACAUGGACCUGGACCCAGAGCUGGAGGCAGACCUAGAGAUCAAACCAGAGUUCACAGUACUCCGUCCCAAGCCUGAGCCCUCACUAGACACAGAACUAGAGUUGAAUUCCUGCGACGAAGCCAUUGAACAGCAGAUGUAUGACCUGUGCAACCUAAGGUCAAACUAUAGCAGCCACCUGGGCCCCAUGGAGGAAAAGCAGGUAUCCGACAACUACCGUUCCAUCCAUGUGCAGACCUCCAAGCAUCUCUUCUGGGCAGAGAAGCACAUUCAGGUCUCAGAGCACAGCAUAGAAAGGGCAAUAGACCUGGAGCCCAGCAAAACCAUCACAGCCAUACUGACCUCUAGCUGCAUGGACCAGAAGUCUGUUGCCAAAGACAUUCUGUGCUCAAAGAAGCAGCUUCAGAGCUCCAGUACCCCGGGAGCUCUUUCAGCCAGAAGCUCCCAGACACUGCUGUCAAGCCUUUCCUCCUCUCAUCUCCCAUCAGCCAUUGGCUUGGCUGACUUAAUCAACUUUGCAUCUUCCCUGGUCAUGGCAUCCAGUAGCAAGGAUCUGCCAAACUUGGAGCACUUGGUCAAAACUUCCUCCCAGAAAGCCAUGGAGCUUUCUACAGAGCCCACCAAGAAACCUGCUGACCAGCCCACCAGGGAAGAACUGAAAUUGGAAAAGCCCCCUGAGGUGCCACCCAAGAAGCCAUCAGAGAAACCACUUGAAGCUGGAGAACCUCAGAAAGUUUGUAAGAAGGAAGGCAUGACCUUCCCUGGUGCUUGCCUGGGCUUCACCAAGCCUGGGGUCAAGAGGACCACCAUUGAAGGGGAAGUCAAAUUUCUCCAGCCACCAGCCUUGGCUCCACAGCCUCAGGGAAACAGAAAAGACUCGGUGCCGGGAACCAAGAAAGGGAAUCCAUUAUUGCUGAAAAUCCAUUUUAAGCUGUCAUCCCCCUCUUCCCCACAGAAAUGA
This is a messenger RNA of Chrysochloris asiatica (Cape golden mole), 1161 nucleotides long. It is a transcript of the gene SPATA32, whose product is annotated as spermatogenesis associated 32. Bases 1 to 1161 code for a protein of 386 amino acids. The record is from RefSeq and is a predicted model, not a curated record. NCBI's taxonomy places the organism in Eukaryota, Metazoa, Chordata, Mammalia, Afrosoricida, Chrysochloridae. The transcript has 5 exons. Gene Ontology annotation, molecular function: actin binding. Gene Ontology annotation, cellular component: perinuclear region of cytoplasm. Gene Ontology annotation, biological process: spermatogenesis.